UAGACUUAGGAGAAUUAAUGAUUUGUUUGUGCUACCUCCCGAAAGCAGGAAGAUUGACAAUAACAAUUAUCAAGGGCCAUAAUUUGAAAGCCAUGGAUAUCACUGGAAAGUCUGAUCCUUACGUCAAAGUGUACUUGCUAUGCCAAGGCAAGAGAAUAAGAAAAAAGAAGACAAGCGUGAAAUACAAUACAUUGUGCCCUGUAUAUAACGAGGCACUGGUUUUUGAUGUCCCAGAGGAAAAUAUAAACGACGUUUCCCUUGUGGUGAAGGUUAUUGAUUAUGACAGAAUUGGUCUAAACGAACUGAUGGGUUGUAUUAUAAUUGGUCCAACUUUUAUUGGGAAAGGUCGGGAUCACUGGACGGAAAUGUUAGACAAUCCACGUAGACCCGUAGCACAAUGGUAUCCACUAGUUGAAUCAAUUCCAGCAAAUGUCCCUCCGCUUAAGGAUGGAUCUAUAAGUCUUAGUUGUUUGAACAGUAGGUGAAGGAAUACUGUUGCUGAUAUCACCUGAAAUAAUUGAUAUAAAUAUAAAUCAACAUUUUGCUUGUUUAAUGGGAAAUCGAAUGCAGAUCGUAAUUUUUCCUGAAACGCCCGGAACCAUACGAG
Psylliodes chrysocephalus is the source of this 607-nucleotide messenger RNA. The record is from the annotation of a GenBank genome assembly. NCBI's taxonomy places the organism in Eukaryota, Metazoa, Arthropoda, Insecta, Coleoptera, Chrysomelidae.